Prunus dulcis (almond) is the source of this 4156-nucleotide messenger RNA. RefSeq names its product kinesin-like protein KIN-7O. NCBI's taxonomy places the organism in Eukaryota, Viridiplantae, Streptophyta, Magnoliopsida, Rosales, Rosaceae. Gene Ontology annotation, biological process: microtubule-based movement. The record is from RefSeq and is a predicted model, not a curated record. Bases 89 to 4018 code for a protein of 1309 amino acids. The transcript has 33 exons. Gene Ontology annotation, molecular function: microtubule binding; microtubule motor activity; ATP binding.
AUUAGCCGAGCCAGAAAAACCCCAAUGAGCUUUUGAAAACCACCAUAAUUGCGGUAAGCAAUAGCCACCGAAUUCUGCAAAACAGAGAAUGGAGAGAAUACACGUGACCGUGCGAGCUCGGCCGCUCUCGGCUGAAGACGCCAAGACCAGCCCUUGGCGUAUCUCAGGCAACUCCAUCUUCAUCCCCAACCACUCCUCCAAGUUCGAAUUUGAUCGAAUUUUUGGUGAAGAUUGUAAGAACUUCGAAGUCUACCAAUCUCAGACCAAAGAUAUAGUCGCGGCUGCAGUUCGCGGUUUCAAUGGAACAGUUUUUGCUUAUGGGCAAACUAACAGUGGGAAAACUCACACAAUCCGAGGGUCGGCUAUUGAGCCGGGGGUGAUUCCUCUUGCAGUGCGUGAGAUGUUCAACAUUAUUCAAGAGGAUGUUGAUCGGGAGUUUCUUUUACGAAUGUCUUAUAUGGAGAUCUAUAAUGAGGACAUAAAUGAUUUAUUGGCUCCUGAGCAUCGAAAAUUGCAGAUUCAUGAAAGUCUAGAGCGAGGGAUAUAUGUUGCUGGAUUGCGCGAAGAAAUUGUUGCCUCUCCAGAGCAAGUGCUUGAUCUCAUGGAGUUUGGGGAAUCUCAUCGGCAUAUUGGAGAGACAAAUAUGAAUCUGUACAGUAGUAGGUCCCACACCAUUUUCCGCAUGAUAAUUGAAAGUCGAGAUAGAAACGAAGAUGAAGAUAUUGGUAGUUCUUGUGAUGCGGUCCGUGUUUCAGUUUUGAAUUUAGUGGACCUAGCUGGUUCAGAACGUGCUGCAAAAACUGGUGCUGAAGGUGUCCGGCUCAAAGAGGGUUCCCAUAUAAAUAAAAGCCUUAUGACAUUGGGAACUGUCAUUAAAAAAUUGAGUGAAGGUGCUGAGAGUCAAGGGGGACAUGUGCCAUAUCGAGAUAGCAAACUUACGCGAAUUUUGCAACCUGCUUUGGGUGGAAAUGCAAAUACAGCUAUAAUAUGCAACAUCACGCUAGCACAAAUUCAUGCAGACGAGACUAAAAGCAGUCUCCAAUUUGCAAGUAGAGCAUUACGUGUCACAAACUGUGCUCGUGUCAACGAGAUUUUAACAGAUGCUGCUCUUCUAAAGCGUCAAAAGAAGGAAAUUGAGGUGCUUCGAGCCAAAUUGCAGGAAUCUCAUUCAGAACAUUGGGCAGAGGAAAUCCUCAAUCUGCGAAAUACACUACUGCAGACUGAGUUAGAGAGGGAGCGCAUAGCUUUGGAGUUGGAGGAGGAAAAGAAAGCCCAAGCCGAAAGAGAGAAGAUGGUGCAACAGCAAGCUAAGAAAAUUGAAAAUUUAAGCUCAAUGGUUUUGUAUUCAAAUAGGGAUGAGACUCAAGAUCGCUUCAAGAAGGAGAAGAGGCGUGAUACUUGGUGUCCAGGUAAUCUUACAAGGGAGACUCAGGGAGAGGUGGUAUCCACCAUCCAAUCAAAGGCAUCCGCGGCAAAAACCGUGAGACCUAUGCGUGAUGUUGGACCACUUCUUCCUUUUCAAGAACUGGUGCAUGAGACUGAAGUUGCCGAGAAUGAGUCUUGCAAAGAAGAUGAAGAAUGUAAAAACAUCACAUUGGAUGACUCUGCUCUUCCCGAUCCAUGUGCUUUAUUACAUGUUACUAACAGGAGAAAAGUGCCACCCAGGAAGAAAAGCUUAACCCUGGACAAUGAUUUAGUAGAUUUGCAAGCAGAAUAUGAAGAUUUGCUUAUAAAAUUUGAAAUUCAGAGAACUUUGAGUGAGAUACAAAUUGAAUGCUUGACACGAAAGCUUGCUGAGGCUGAUAUGUUUUCUGGAGCAAUGUAUAAUGACUACUUCACAUCUUAUCUCGAUAAAGGUACCAUUAAUGGGGACAAUAACAUUAGUUUAAGAGAGUCGGAGGCUAUUCUUGUGAUUAAGCGACUUCAAGAACAGAUUAAGAUGCUAGAAAUGGAGAAGUCUUCAAGCCAGCAGAAUCUGGAUAGUGUAGUUGACCUUGCAACAGAGCAGAACAUAUGUGCCAGGGAGAAGUUUGGCGAGCUCUAUGAAGAGCUUCUAAUUGCACGUGAGGAGGCUAGGGUCGCUCGUGAGCAUCCUUGGAAUGAAUCUGUAGCAAAAGUGGAUGACAAAAGUUCUGACUUGGUGAUCAAGCUUGCAAAGGAAGUCCGAGAAAUAAUGUUGGAAGUUCAAAGCUCAGAAAUAGCAAUAGAAAGUGUAUCUUCACUUCUGGACGAGGGCUCUAAGAGUUUCUCUGUGCUAUUUGAUACGUUCCUAGAUUUCAAGACUUCAAUGUGCCAAUUCUCUUUACAACAAAAGAAUAUUAUCAGUAACCACGAGAAGUUAAACUUGUACCUGAUGGAAAAAGUUUCUGAACUUGAGAAUGAAAAGUGCCUUCUGCACAAUCAAACAGUUGAUCUUCAGAACCAGAUAGAGGAACUGAAACUAGACGCUCAAAAUUCUGAAAAGUCCUUGAGGGAACUUCUGGAACAACAGGAUUUGGAAAAGGGAGAAUAUCUUUCUUAUAUGCAAGUUCUUGAAAAGGAAAUAUCAGGUUUAUCAUCUUGUUCUUUGGCUAAGGAAAAGGAAAGUUUGAGAAAAGAUGUUGAGAAAACAAGAAUGAAGUUGAAAGAGACUGAGUUUAAGCUUAAGAAUGCCAUACAAGAUAAGACCAAACUGGAGGGUGAAAAAGCUUCUGCCGAACGAGAAAUAAAACGAUUGCACGGUCAGAACUCUCUUCUUGAACGUGACAUGAGCAAGCAUGACUCUCUUGCUGGUAGAAGGCGUGAUUCAGUUAUGUCUGAUUCUAAAAGAACAAAAAACCUUGCUUUUGAACAGACAUUGCAGGAAGAAUACAAAAAGAUGGAAGUUUAUGCUUUUGAAAUGGAAACAAAGAUGACUUCUCUAGAAGAAGAGUUAGCAGCUGUGUACAGGGAAAAAGAAGAUGCUGUGUCGAUCAGCGAAGGUUUAGCAUCUGAACUAGAAAACCUGUCUGAAAAAUUGAGUACAUCAAACUUGGAACUUGAAGCAUUGCAGGAAGAGCUUUUGGCCCUGAAACAGAGGCUGGAAGAAUCUGAAUUUGAGCAGCAAAAGAUGGAAGGCUCCAUUAAAAUGUUCACUGAAGAAAAGGAAGACUUGGCGAUGCAACUUACAGAUUCCCUUUUGGAAAUGGAGGAGGAAAGAGCAAUAUGGUCAGCUAAGGAGAAGGCUUCCAUUGAAGCCAUAGAAGAGAAAUCAAAGGUAUACAACAUGGAGAUUACAUCAUCAUCACGGGAAAUGUCAGAGGUGAGAAAUGAAUUGGAGUCUUGUAGAAAAGAAUGCAAGGUCCUUAGGGAAAGAUUAACUUCUUGUGAGGAAACUGCGGGACAGAAGACUUGCAGCAUGGAGAAGUCUUUUGAGAUUGAUCAAGUGAAUAAUGACAAAAAUAUAACUGGCGCUCUGAGCAAACGGUCUGAAGAAAUGUUGAGCUCAAAUUCAGAGAUGUGCGGAAUUCAUCAAUGCGAGGAAGUGAAUAUGCUUCGGAAGGAGCUCAGCUUUCUGAGUAAAGAAAGAGAAGGUUUGUUGACUCAAAUAAGAGAGUUGUCAGAACUUUCAAAUGACUACCAGAGUCUGAACAACCAGCUCUGUGUUAUGUCAAAGGAAAAGGAUAAAUUAGUGACUCAGAUCGAAGAGCAGCAGAAACAUGCAAUUGAAGAAGAAAGUCUCAGUAAACGUUACAAUGACUUGUUAAUGGAGGCAAAGGUUCAAGUGGAGGAACUGACAAGGAGAAUUUCAAGCAUGGAGCUUAAGAUUCACAAAGAUCAAGUUGAAAACGGCAUAGGGAAGGCAAAGCUUCGAAUGAGGCUUCAAGGGGCACAAGCAAGGUUAGAUGCCUUUCGAAGUAGAUAUAAAGAAACACGGGACGAGUCCGAUCACAUGAACAGAAAGUUUGAGGAGGCUUCAAAAAAUCUAAAGGAGCAGUUAGCGACAAAAGGAGUCGAGGUCCUCAGCCUGAAGAAGCAGCUUGCUGCGAAGGGGUUAUGAACAAAAAUUCAUCAAGAAGUUGUAAAGCAUGAUUAUUUGUCUUGUCUACCAUUUAAUGAAAUAUAUUUAGUAGGAAUGAGUGUCUUGUACACAGCUAUGAACCUUGACUUUGACCGUAAUUUCUUAUUUUGUUAUUCA